GCGAGGGUCUUAAAACUCGAUGGUGGAUGGUUCAUGGUUUCACUUCCCUCCAUGUGACAGACUCGUUUCAGGGUUCAGGAGGGGUGAGACGAAUUAAUAUGCACCGGUAUGACUCGACACAUAUCAUCUUCAGUAACCUGAUACACAGCCUGUUCAUUCUGCAAAUACUGCAAAUCUCCGGAGACGCACAACCCACUCACGGAAGCAUUUACAACCACCUGGAAGUGCCUGGUCAUCAAUCCAGCAAUGACCCGCCAAGGCCGAUGCAAAUUGAGGAUCUCCUUCAAAGUAAUAACAAUUUGUGGCCUGAGCGAUCCACAGCCACCACAAGUGAAGAUGAGGAACUCGAGGAUUCGGCUGCGAACACCUGGAAAAUUUUGUUAAAGUCCCUGAGGCCCAUCGAGUCCCAAGUCUACCGGCAAACAUCGCCAAUGUCAGCCUCAGAAGAUCGAAUGGAUUCCUCCUCUCCCUCCUCCUCCUCCUCAUCAUCAUACCCCACGUCAUCCUGGGUCAAUGACAAUGAGGAUCUCAUGGCCAAGACUACUUGGAGGCCAAGAGGAACGAUUAGGCCUAGUGAAGAUUUUCGAACUCAACUCCGACGUCGAAAUUUGGCGUUGUCCCGGCAAUUUUCCAAUGAGGCUCAACGAAUGGAGAAACGACGGUCUUGGUGGAGAUCCAGAAAGAGGGAUUUCUUCAAAAAUCGACGAUACGGAAAGAAACGCAAUCAAGAAGGUCGGUUAGUUUUUGACACGUUGAUUCCCGUUGGCGAUGAACCGACUGCCGUUGAGACGGCCGAGCAACUUUCGGCCGCAGCUCAAGCGGCCAAAAAGGCAGAGAUCGAAAAAUUGCGCAAAGCCAUUUCAAUGUGGGAGACCAAACUGCUCCGCUUUGCCGAGAAGUUCGCCGACAACCCGGACGUUCUCAAUGAGAAUCCCACUUGGACACGUUUGGUCAAGGUCCGGAACUCGCUCCGUGGUCUCUUGGUCAAGCUCCAGUUUCACUCGCUUGAUCAAACGAGAAUGUAAUGACAUCAAAACACAUUUAUAGAAGACAGAGGGAAAUGAUGACCAUGGUAUGGUGUCUUUGAGCUUACUCACAAACUCAACUAAGCAAUAUUCUAAUGCACUCUAAUGAGCUUCAGUGCCCCUGAUUUGACGUUGACACCUUCUUAGCCUUUCGUUUGUUCUCUGAGAUACUUCCACAUGAAAAUAGUCCCGAUUAUAAUUGCCGGCCUCUAUGGUCGAUUUUCACAAUCUGACAGAGCCGAAUUUCCUCGUUCUAUUGUAGGUCGGAACAAUUAUUAGUCCCGUAUGCUACCCAUGGCAACAAUAACGUUACAGAUAUAUAACCGUUCCAGUCAGCAGAGCGUCUUGAUUGUCUCCUUCUUUGCUUGGAGCCAGCAUUUCCAGCUUUUCUUUUCCUUUCCCCUCACAUACUCUUAACAUCGUUUCAAAAUAAAACCAACAACCGGCAGCUAUGACGAAAAGAUUUUUCAGGUGCAUGUGUGACGAUUUCUAAUUCAAUAUUCCAUUUAACACGUAGGUCUAAGUGUUCAGUUGAGACUUGAUUCAUUCUUCUCUUAUUGUCGAUCGACCCAAAUCCCAACCCAGCCAACCACCAUCCACAGGUUUGUUCAAUGUUGAAACAGAUUCCUUUAGGGGAAAACUUGGCUUAUUUUCCAUUUGCAUUGGCAAUAUAUACAAGACCCUCCCUCCCCUCUAGAAUGUGAACUUGAAUAGGGCUCUUGAUACCAAUUUGAUCACUUGCAUUUUAGUAACACAACCAUGUCUGUCUCGCAUUAACAUAUGAAAAAGGUGAUGACUGCAGAUUGUUAUUGGGGAAUAAAGAUAACCAGUUGAACUCGU
Molecule: messenger RNA, 1865 nt
Organism: Tigriopus californicus
Lineage: Eukaryota; Metazoa; Arthropoda; Copepoda; Harpacticoida; Harpacticidae
Exons: 3
Coding region: 27-1025 (332 amino acids)
Source: RefSeq, a predicted model, not a curated record